CCCAAUAAGGCGUGCCAGAAAUCAAAUUUACAGCGACUUAUUCAAGAGAAAUGUUGGUGUGUCGAUAGUUUACUGGUCGAAGGAAGACGAUGCUCGAUGAUGUCACUGAAAGAAGAUAUGUGUCGCCAGUUGAUGUAUUACUUCCAGAAGCGGGGAUUGUUAAUUGGUGACUGCAUGGACCCAUGCAACUACCUAGAAUAUAGCCAGGUUAUAUCCCAGGCACAAUGGCCUUCGAAUUCACACGCCGGAGGUAUGGUCAAAUUACUGGCACCAUUGAAUGACAAGGUUAGGGAGUUCGUAUUUGACGAGAAAUCAGCACGAGAUAACCUGGUGAGACUGGAAAUAUAUUAUGACGAAAUUAACUACCAGAAAAUAACUAAAUUGCCUGCCUAUACGAUCGAGCAACUACUCGGUGACAUCGGUGGCCUCUUGGGUCUCUACAUCGGACUGUCACUGAUUACAGUCAUCGAAUUCUUAGAGCUAAUCGUCACCAGUACACGUUUUAUGUGCACAAAAUUGUCUCGCAGGCGGAAGCAGAGAAAUAGGAAAGACGAUGUGCAAAUGAGGGAUCUGUCACAUGACGAAAUAGUGGCAACUAACACUAACCACACGAAGGCACAAGAAGGGGCAUUCCGAACUGGGGAACUGAGAUCGUUUUUUCCUGGUGUCAGAGUUUUGGCAUUAACAGCAACAGCAUCAAAAUGUCUGCAAAAUCAGAUUAAGGAAACUCUUGGUAUGGGCAUUGACAUGAAAUCAACAUACCAUGUACUUCACUAUGGGCCAUCAUUUGAUCUCGAGAGCUAUAUACAAGAAUCUGGCAGAGUUGGAAGAGAUGCUCUCGAACUGCCCCGACCAGUCAAUCCUUGUGACGAUGAAUAUUUCUACAGAGGCGAGGCUUUUGGUUGUAACCCGUGUACGAUAUGCAGAAACGCCGAGCAUAUGAAUGGAUGUGAACAAUGUUAUCUCAAGUGUGAUCCUGGUUGGUUUUUUCGCAAUAAGGACUAUGGUUGCCACCCAUGUAUUGUAUGUACGACGCCUGAUUAUCUACCUGGAUGUAAUGAAUGUGUUUUCUCAACGACUGAAUCAUUGCCAGUUGAAUUGAGUCUAACAACGUUAGCAGGGGAUAUUACAGUUGAUAGUCAUAUUGAUACAGACUCAUUGGUAGUGUCUACGCUAGCAGAUAACGUGAUGGUUAAUGAUAACAAUUUUCCUAAGAAAAGACAAGAAAUGUGGCUUGUAUCAGCCAUGAUUUUAGGUGCUACGUUCGUUACAUUAUGUGCACUCGUCGUGUGUAUGGUGUGGAAAAAAAUUCUUAAUAAUAUAAAGAAAAGGCGGCAUCGUCAACAAUACGACACUGAAGCAAUAUACAUGAAUGGGAAAUAUGAAACAAGAUUAACAACACCAGUCAAAUAUGCCGACCACCUCACACGUUUUGGACAAGAUUUACCACACCAGCCUGUCCAAGAAACCUGUUUGUGA
Molecule: messenger RNA, 1479 nt
Organism: Saccoglossus kowalevskii
Lineage: Eukaryota; Metazoa; Hemichordata; Enteropneusta; Harrimaniidae
Biological process (GO): sodium ion transport
Cellular component (GO): membrane
Molecular function (GO): protein binding; sodium channel activity
Source: RefSeq, a predicted model, not a curated record